Messenger RNA from Bipolaris maydis ATCC 48331, 2445 nucleotides. Its product is annotated as transcription factor IIIC subunit delta N-term-domain-containing protein. Gene Ontology annotation, molecular function: histone acetyltransferase activity. The record is from RefSeq and is a predicted model, not a curated record. Lineage: Eukaryota; Fungi; Ascomycota; Dothideomycetes; Pleosporales; Pleosporaceae. Gene Ontology annotation, cellular component: transcription factor TFIIIC complex. Gene Ontology annotation, biological process: transcription initiation at RNA polymerase III promoter.
AUGUCGAACGUGACGGUGCUCAGGUGCUGGCCAGCAUGCGUUGAUGCGAUUGACUGGUCCCCAGACGGCAUUAUCGCGCUAGCGUCUGACGAACGUGUGGAGCUGCUUUUUCCAAAUACCGUCGAUUUUGAUAGGGACCAAGUUCUUCCACAGUGGCAACAUGUUCCCCUCAAGGUACCUCUUUUCUCAACUGAUGAGCUGCCACUCAAAGAACUCGCGCCACUAUCCAACUAUUCUAUUGGCGAGGAAAUAUCCAAUAGCGCUCCUCUCAGUAUCGCGUGGUCACCGAAGGGGCUUGCAAAGCAUCGGAAAUGCGCUCUUGGCGUUCUUACCACGAACCUGACCCUUUCUAUCUGGUCAGCCGAGGGUAAGCCGCAAGAUGAAUCAAGCUGGUCCCGGCAGCUCAUCAUUAAUGAUGCGCUCGCUGAGCAUUUUAGCGGCUGUGAUGAAGAGCCUAACCACUUGACGGUAUCACCCAAAGAACAGCUGCGCUUGCGAAGCCGCAUUCGGGCGUUUGCAUGGGCACCUGCUCUGCCUUUAUCCGAAACAAUUGGAAUCAUUGGGACUAGUCUGAUGUACUCUCGACACUUUCUAGCUGUUUCCAACGAUGACAACCACCUAGUUUUUGUGGCAGUUGAAUCACCUACUUCUACCCUAGGGGUUGGGCGAUAUUGGACAGCGGAAGUUCUGACUCAUGAGUCGUUGACAUCAAACUCAGAUAGUAUCCUCUCGGAACCAUGCGUGUUUGAAGAUGUGAUGAAACAACAGCGGUAUAUAUCUCAAAUCGCCUGGAGUCCGUGGAUUCUGUUUGACGAUGGCUACCGUUCGGUGGUUGUGUACGCUACGAACGAAGACGUGCGGGCAAGAGUCAUUAAGCACCAGGCCGACGGCAUAUGCACGGAGAAGGAAGUCGUGUAUCCUGGAUGCGAAUUGCGGUACCAAGGCCCGAUGACAUGGUCGCCUAAGAUCGAGGACGGAAAUCGACUCAAGCUUGCCCUUUUUACGAAUGCAGGGCUUGUCUGUCUUACCAUAUCUGCCUACGACGGUUCCGUUAUUGAAACAAAGACACACAGUCUUGACGGGCGAUGGGACCAGAUUUCCGGUGCGGUGUGGGAUGCUCCUGAUGAUUCGACAUGUCGUUUGCAUCUAAGCUCACUGCUUUCAACUCUGCACAACCAAACAUGUGCCCUUGAGAUAUCUCCCGAGGGCUUCAAAAGCCUUGGCAAUCCCAGCUGGCGAGAGAAGAUUGAAAAUAACAUUGCACUGUUCAGCGUUAAAAACGGGCUCAAGGGCAACAGCAAGGCCAAGGUUUGGGGCUUGUCCAAAUCGCCACUAGGGGAUUUCAUUGCAGCGUGCAAUAGCGUGCAUCCAUCCAACAUGAUCGAGUAUGGUAUACCUGCGGAUAGGAGUGGGACGGUUGCGAUUAGUUCUUUGCGAAAUAGCAGCGAGGAGCGGGAGGCUUUUCCCAAGGCAAAUGUCAGCGCAGAGGGGGUUAGCUAUACGAUCCGUAAGCUGGCAGAGGACAGGGUCGAGGAUCAGGACGACAUGCCUGCGUUUGCUGAGGAGAUUGUGCAAAAGCUUACCAGGGCGUAUCCAGCUCCCCGCGUUGCCGAAGACUAUGCAGACAGGGUUCGUCUGUAUGCUGACGCAGGCGAUUUGAACUCACUGAUCCAAGCGUUCAAGACGACGGCCUUUCUCGAUUCGCAUACACUCAAAGACCGGUAUACAAUACUCGUCUCGCAAGCCUGCAAGAUGGGGACGUCACAUGAGCUCGAGAGAACGUUGAUAGCGUAUCGUCUUGCCAAUGCAGUGCACAGCCUUCCGGCAUCACUUGUGAAUUCAGCCUUGAGCGCGGAAAUAGUAGCUCAGCACCAACAGCUUAUCAAGCUUGUCAAUGCGGUUAUGGGAUACGGCUCUUCAGAGAGCGAGAAUCGCGUAGAGUCUAAGGCUGCGGCGGCGUGGGAAGAAGAGUGCGACUUUUGCUCUACUUCGAUACCAUUUACCGACUUAGUUUCAGCUUCGUGCACGAAUGGACAUCAGUUUGCGAGAUGUGGAUUGAGUUUUCUUGCCAUCCAGGCACCCGGUAUCACAAAGUACUGUGGCAUUUGCAGCACACCAUUCUUGAGCGACGAGUAUGUGAUAGCCCAGGAGAGUGUGGAAAAGAAGAGCGAGGAUGUUGCAGACGAUAGGGCGAUGGAGGAGGUGGGCAGCUUGCAAAACGGAAGGGGACAAGAAAGGCUGGAGCAGGGCAAUGAUGUAAGUCGAGAACAGGACAGGGAUGUUGAAAGAGAUGGGGCGGAUGAGGAGGAGGAAGAGGAGGAAGAGGAAGAGGAAGAGGAAGAAGAGGAAGAGGAAGAAGAAAGGGAGCUUCCUAUCACGCUAGGACGAGUCGUGUUCCUGGCCUGCGAUGCUUGCGUCUACUGCGGCGGUAAAUUCGAGGGUUGA